Molecule: messenger RNA, 6694 nt
Organism: Varroa destructor (honeybee mite)
Lineage: Eukaryota; Metazoa; Arthropoda; Arachnida; Mesostigmata; Varroidae
Biological process (GO): ERAD pathway
Molecular function (GO): protein binding
Source: RefSeq, a predicted model, not a curated record
CUUACGCGGCAACGAGCUUCAAAGAAAAUUAAUACCUUAUAAAUAUAAUAGUUAUAUUAAUGACGCUAACGUAUUUCGGGUCUACUGAACCGGAACUAUGCUAGUCUCUUAAAAUAUACACAUUCAGUGUGUUAGUUCUACAUUUUUUCGCAUGACGCUGACUGUUGUCUAUAGGUGUUUCGUAUUCAUAAAACGACGCGAAUUUUCAGCAAUAUGUCAUCAUAUUUUUGUGUGUAAUAUUUUUAUUUCAAAAUGAAAGCUGGACAAUCAUUAUGCAGAGAAUUGGAUUUUUAUUAAGGGCCUAUGGCUUGAAUGUCGGCACUUAUUCUUACCUGUCGACAAGCAUAACUAUGAGGUGCAACAAAAGUCAACUGGAAUAAACGAGUUCAAGCCUUAAAAUCCGAGUUUCCACUUAACAUGAACGUGCGAGUGUGCACUACAUCAGUCGGGCAAAAUCUCCAUUGCAACGAACUGCACGCUAACAGAGAAUUUCCCUUAUUUUUUAAUAGUUUAAAAACAAGGCUCUAGAGCCUUUCAUUCUAGAGCCUUUAUAAUCACGUGUUACAUAACGUUUUGCGGUAGACAUUCGAGUAAUAUAGCAGCGACAGUGAUCCGAUGUCAAUGUGGCGCGAUGUUACUUAAGACUGACAACUCGGUAGCAAAUACUGAUCGCCGGACCACAUGCCCACCGCGUACAAUGAUGAAGCGCACUUAAUAGUUAUUAAUUGUUGACAACACCUUUUCUCAGUAUAACUUCCAACUGGUAUUCAACAAAACAAUCCCAGACUGUUCCGAAUGUACAUAUAUAUAUAUGUACGUGUUCGGAACAUCACUGGACUUUUGCGUCUCGCCUCGCUCUUUUUUUACUUCGAUAAUUUCGAAUGAUAUUUUUGGGGAGGCUGCGGAACUCUAAUGCUGUAUCUGAAUCUCGUUACAUGUUUGAUCCUUGGCCAGUAAUCUAGUACUGCGUCUGAUCUCUGUAAAUAAUAGCUGGGCGUACGGUCGCCAAUCCGUACUAACUAAUGACGAUAGCAGUUGCUACGUAAACAUCUAACACCAACAGCGUUGCCACAAAGCAGCUGAAUAUGACGAUUAACGACAGCACACUUUGUACAUAGUGCCGUUAUGUUUCCCCUACGUUUAUAAUUGAAAAAAAAAAAAGAAAGUCAUAGAAUUAGUUUUUUUUGCUAUUUCUAUUUGAAACAGAUCGAUGCGACGGAUAUGAUUUUGAUUAGGGGAAGUGGGAUUUCAAAAAUUAAGCACUUUAGCAAUAGAACAACUGUUGUCAAGUGCACAGAUUCGUUGUUAGAUUACCCCGUAUCUGUUCUUAUAAUUAACAAGCCAUUCAUGGCUGUUGGGUGCUUGGCUACUAAAUAUAGGGAGGUCGUCCAGGUUCGAAACCGAAUGUAGACAUACUGUGUUUCGUGCUUGAGGCCAGCCGUCUGAAGCAAUGCCUAAUGCUAUAAGUGUACAUAAGUGGAAAGCGGCUGUUCAAGCCCAAGACUAAAAAAACCAUUGCAACAGAAGGAAUAGCAAAUUUUCAAAGUGACGUUAGAAACGUGUGUAACGGAUGCCGUGCCUAAACAAGCUGUGUAUUACUUUUUAUUCAGUUUAAUAAUCGUGCAGUUGAAGCGUUUAACGAUGACCUGAUCAAAGCAACUCGGAUUGAGGCUCUCUUAUGACUCAAGCGUACACGCUCGUCCUGACGCCCUGAUGCACUCGGCCUCUAUCGACACUGUCACAUGUGAACCAUUUUCCCCAACGUCGCUAUUGCAUAUCAUUAAUAAUAUAUCAUAUACGUUAUUUAGUUUUCUAGAGUAGCAUAGUGAGAGUCGUUCUUUUCUCGACAUAUCUGUUUACUGUUACUUCUAACGUAUUGGAGAUCAAUCUAAUUUCGACUGGAUCACCGGUCAUUAGUCACUUAUGAGGAGCAGCAGUAGCAGCUUUGAUGCCGGCACGUUUUAAUCGUUGCAACUUCCUUGCAGCGUGUAACAGGCGUUGCAUCCACACCACGUAUGAUCAUCUCACAACAAAAGAGAAUGCAAUGCAACAUAAACUUGGGUUUUAUCGAUUGCCAACAUAUCUAGCUUUUAGCAUUUAGACAGACGUAGAUCACAAAUGAUCAUUAAGAUAUCUUCCAUCGGCAGCGUCCCCACUAUCGCCAUUGCGAACUAGGCUCUUGUACAGACUCAAAGAACGUUUCGAGCAUAGCACAAUCUAGUGUAAUGCCUUCUGUGUAUGUUUGGCGUCAUGUUAUGAAAUAUGUGGUCGCCACCAUCUCCAACGAUUGGAUGCUACAUAUCUGUUUUGGUCGAGAAUAUCCCACAUAACGCAGAACUCAUAGUAGUCAUCGACUGUUUGUUCACCACCGAGUCAGUUGGGGAUACGAGCAUAUGUGGCACAAAAGACAGUAUAAGAUAGUCGUAAAGUACGAACCGUGCUGAGCGAACGCUUAAAACGUUGUCAAAUAUUAACUCAAGACCUACGAAUGUGGAAUUGUUUACAGCCAAUGUGUGUGUAUAUCCUGGUGGCACAGUGCCUACACAUUACGUGAAAGCGGUACUAGCGGCAGGUGCUGCUGGGCAACUAUGACCCUUUCGCUCCAUAAGACUCUACAGAAAAAUCGCAAUGCUAUCUGGAGCUGCAUCAAAACGAAAGCGUACAUUUGCGUAGUUUGUCGCCGUGCUAGUGUCUUUCAAUAGCAAGCACGGGUUUGCCGAUAACAUUCUCUUUUUGUUAAGAUUUCAACAAUACUGAGAGUCUACUCAGUUGGUGUAAGCCAGUCCCUGGAAGAGUCCCUGCUCAAGAUAUAAAUGGUUGCACUAAACCAGCUCUGUUCGCCAAAAUUUUAAACUAUUGCGUCCGCGCUCCCAUUGCGCAAUGAUGGAGUAUUAACGGAGAAUCCAGUGAAAAGUUGCGUGACAUUGAUCACUGUAUAUCCCGGAACAGCAAAUUGUGCAUAGGAUUAUUGUGUAACGUUUUAAAUUUUCCUACCUAAGUGGUACCAAGUCAACCUCACAACCGUCGAUGAGGUCUAAGGACCCCCAAUGUGUGACUGCCGAGUACCUCCCGGUACAGUCGCCGUGCUCUUCAGGAAAUGACACAACAACUCAAGCGAUGACAGGCAAAGACAAGCGGGAAAUGGACUCCCUCUUACGGACGAACUCGGUCAGUUCGCUCGAGAGCGGUAAAACAGGUGCUCCCGCCGAAUCGGUAGCCGAUAACAUCUCAAUGGGAGGAAAUGGAGCAAGAUACCACUCUUUGACCACGAAUGGUCAAACAAUGAUGCACCUUUUGAAGGGCAACAUUGGCACAGGUGUGUUAGCUAUGCCCUCGGCACUUACCAACGCCGGUCUUCUCGUCGGCUCCGCCGGAAUCAUCUUGAUCGGUAUCAUCUGCAUCCAUUGCAUGCAUAUGUUACUGCGGUGCAACAGGAUCCUAUCAAAAAGAAAACAAGUUCGAUCGUUAGACUUUGCUGGUGUAACUCAGGAGGCUGUCGCCUGCGGACCGUACAGACUUCGGCCCUAUUCACGAGUAGCGGGAAAAAUCAUCAACGGCUUUCUAAUUUUAACACAAAUUGGCUUCUGCUGUGUGUAUUUUGUAUUCGUUGCUACCAGUGUACAGAAAGUUGCAGAAGGUGUCCUUCAUUUAGAUAGAGGGAAAAAUUUGCCGAUUUAUGCUUAUCUCGCAAUAAUACUACCGAUAAUGAUCCUGUACAACUACAUCCGAAGUCUCAAGACUCUUGCGAUUGCUUCAACGGUAGCCAACGUGCUUCAAAUGGGCGGCAUGGUUCUGAUUUUUUAUAUAAUUUUCAAGGACGGUCUGCCCAAUAUAUUAUCACGUGAUACUUACAAAGACAUUUCAAAAAUGCCGCUCUUUUUUGGAACCGCAAUCUAUGCCUUUGAAGGCAUUGGAAUUGUACUUCCGUUGGAGAACGAGAUGGAAAGACCACAGGACUUUGCAGGCCUCUUCGGUGUCAUGAAUACGGGCAUGUCACUUGUCGUCAUCCUGUACACAGCAGUUGGGUUUUUCGGCUACCUGAAAUACGGUGAGGCGAUCCAGGGUUCAAUCACUUUGAACUUCGACAGCGGGUGGUUAAGUGAGACGGUUCGAGGGAUCUUCGCUAUCUCGAUCUUUCUCUCGUACGCCCUUCAAAUGUACGUGCCGAUGCAAAUCUUCUGGCCGUGGUUAAAGGAUCGCUUUCAGCUAGCGUCCCGGUGCGCCCCGCACCAGCUACUUUACAUUGAAUUAGGCCUACGUACAGCUCUUGUGACCUUUACGUUCAUCUUAGCCAUGAGUAUUCCGGAGCUGGACUUAUUUAUUUCACUUGUCGGAGCGCUUGUGUCAUCCUCGUUAGCUUUAAUCAUUCCACCGCUAAUUGAGUUGUUUACCUUUUACGAUGAUGACGAGAUGAGUAAAAAACGAUGGUAUGCUAUGGUCAUCAAGAAUGUGCUUAUCAUGUGCUUUGGUAUCGCCGGUUUCGUAACGGGCACGCUUAUUAAUUUGGCAAAAGUAGCCAAAUGCAUUACAUCAGGCUACCAGAGAGAAGUUUAGAGUAACUGAAUGCUUAGGCGAGACUAGCAUCCCGUUUAAACACGGGGAAGCAUCAUUAUAAGGUAGAAGAAGAAGGAAUCUGUUAGUUCCCAUGUCCCGUCUGGUCGGGAAAUGAAGCGGCUGAACCUGUGAAUGGUGAAAAAAGGUAAGAAAGAUGGUGAUGACCAAAAGGCCUGUCAGGCGCUAACUUUUCUCGAACGGUUCAGUCGCGCACACAUCAGUAACCUCCCGUCUCUUUAUUUCUGUUUGAAAAAAUAAGCUCGUUUUGAUCUAAGCUGGUCUAGGUUGGCAGUCUAAGCUAGUUUGGGAACUGAAUAUGUCGACACGCACGUGAACUUGACCACACAUUCAAAUCAGAAUUCGCCAUCUUGAGCUGACACAGUGGUCUGUACUACCACACAUCGAGUUCUCAUUUUACCUGUAGUUGUGUAAAAGUUUGGUAACAUUCGAUCAUUUUUUUUCACUGAUCGAGGCCAUGGACGUAGAAUACGUCUUAGUUAAUGCAACGUCUUACGACCCCAGUUUCCCUUAAGUUCCAAAUUAUGCAUUCCGUAGCCUAGAAAUGCUUGUUCUGAUAUUUCCUCCUUCGAAUCAAUAGGUUGCUAAAACGCUAAUAAUGGCUGCCUAAUCUAAAACAAUCUUUUAGUGCAAAAGUCGACGUGAUUUGUGAUACGGUAUUCUAUAAAUAUACGACCCAUUAACGACUACCCUUUGUCCUUGAUUUUACGUUGCACAGCUGUUUUUUAUCCAAUGCAGAAAUCUUAGUGGCUAUACGAUAAUAUGUAACAAAACGUAACGGAACGAAAUUCAAAUGAGCCGCCGUUACCCCCAAAUAGAUAGAUUGUUGCUUUUACUGCACGCUCAUGCAUACAUAAAUAUGCAUAGUAGUGGUGACCAUGUUAAUGGUAAAGUCUCAUUUUUGUUUUAUAUAUAUGAAACACAUAGUGAUAUGAGACUGUUAAAACUAAUACGCCACUUGUUUGUUAGCGUAAACAUGCCUUUUGCAUGACGAAUGUGCGAUGAGUGUCACACAAACGACUUUUAUCGCAGUAUAAAGAAAAACACACACACACACACAUAAAUAUAACACAAUCAAACGGAACAAAAAACAGUAUUAAAUGCAUACAUCCAUUUCAAGUUGUAUAUCUUAUACGUAAAAAGUAAACAAAGACAUACAUUUAUAAAUGUUUACUACACGUUACUAAAAUGAUAUUAUAAGGUAUCUAUACAUUGAUUGCCGACCGCUAAAAAGCAAGCAUAUCUGCAAAACAUGUCGAUGUACUCCUAAGCCAGGAACUAACUUUGGAUAGUGUUUCUUAUCAACACUGGAGUCGAGGUUCAUGCAAACUUGAACGUCAAAUCGAGAAGAAGCCUAAAUACUAUACAAAUAUAAAGCGAUAAGUACUUCAAAGGACAGCGAAAGCAACAACAGUAGAAACAACAAUAGUACCAGAAAAGUUGCUUCUCAACGACAUUGAUAUGAAUGGGACAAAAAAAAAUACUUAAAACUAGAAAAAGAAAGAUAUAGAAUUUUAACGCCAGGCGGUAUAAUUACGCGCAAACUGUGUAAAUGUUAUUUAAAAUUCAGAUGUCACUAUUGAGUAAUACGGCUAUCCGUGCGCGACUACGUGACUGAUGGACUAACAAAGCGAGGCCGUGUGUUUAUAGGGGACGAAAGGGGAGAAAUCGUUAUAAUUAUCAUUGUCGUAAUGAUGCGUGAUCAAGGAUACGAAAAGCUGCAUAACGAAAGUGGAAUCCACGGAUCGUUAACAGUGAGACUUCAGCUUCGCUUUCGCGCAUACGCUGAGUAACGUGUCGCGAAAACAUGACCACUAAAAACUGAUGGCUAAUCGUGCCCUCUGUGUGCCAACAGCGGGCCUGUAUAUACCCGUGUGAUAAAAAAAAUAAUGAAAUAAACGAACGAGCGAAUGAAUGAGGAUCAAGGUAAUGAUUAAGUAGAAGAUGUGGGUUAUAAUUAUUAUAUUACAAAUAAAAAGCGAGCAAUUAAAAGGAAGAGCAACCGACGUAAGCAUGAGAAAAUAACCUAUUCCAGCUGCACUAGUCUCUUUACGUGUAAUAAUAAACGUAUAUAUAUUAACAAUAAAACAUAUAAUUCUAUUUUCCGUCGAUUAUACGGCAA